Ipomoea triloba (trilobed morning glory) is the source of this 1407-nucleotide messenger RNA. RefSeq names its product receptor-like protein EIX2. The transcript has a single exon. Gene Ontology annotation, molecular function: protein binding. Bases 1 to 1407 code for a protein of 468 amino acids. Lineage: Eukaryota; Viridiplantae; Streptophyta; Magnoliopsida; Solanales; Convolvulaceae. The record is from RefSeq and is a predicted model, not a curated record.
AUGGAAUCCAUCAAAAUUGGUCCUCACUUUCCUCAUUGGCUUCGUACUCAAAGAAAUGUUGUAUACCUGUUUAUGUCUAAUGCCAGCAUCUCAAGUGCUAUCCCUGAUUGGUUCGAGAAAUUUUUCUGGAAUAGCUAUGCAUUAGAUCUCUCUAAAAAUCAGAUAAGUGGAGCGCUUCCCUUGAAACCACAUGUUGAAGGUUACAUGCGGAUGAAUCAUCUUACUCUUUCAAACAAUUAUUUGAGUGGUGGCAUCCCCAAGCCGCUAUGUAGUUUAAAAGAUUUAGAGAUUCUUGCUCUAUCUACAAAUCAGUUAUAUGGAGAAAUACCUCCAUGCUUAGGAAAAUUACAAAACUUGAAAGUUCUUGACUUGGGGAAUAACAAUCUAAGUGGCAACAUUCCAAAAUCAUUGGGAUCUCUACAAAGAUUAUCCUCUUUCCACUUGCAGAAUAAUGAACUUGAUGGGAAACUCCCAUCAAGCAUGCAGAAUUUAACUAGUCUGAAAAUCUUGGAUUUGAGUGAAAAUAAAAUUAUGGAUGUUAUCCCUUCAUGGAUUGGGGAAAAAUUAUUGAGUUUGAAAUAUCUUGUCUUUUAUAGAAAUAAGUUCUAUGGGGAUAUUCCAUUGCAAGUAUGUCAACUGCAUGAUCUUCAAUUGUUAAAUUUGGCAAAUAACAACAUAUCAGGAUACAUCCCACAGUGUUUUGGAAACUUUACUGCAAUGGCUUUUGAUGGCAACCAGACACACCUUGAGUACACCGCAUAUUAUGAUAACAUGUAUGAAGAUGAAAUUGAUGAAGUCAUAAAAGGAUUAGCAUUGCAGUACACUAAAAACCUUCAAUUCCUAAGAUCUAUAGAUCUUUCAGGGAAUCAUAUUGUUGGAAAGAUCCCCGUUGAGAUAAUGAGUUUGCAUGCAUUGCAGAACUUGAAUGUUUCUAGAAAUGAUCUGAGUGGAACAAUCCCGGAGACAAUUGGCAAUUUGAGCAAAAUUGAAUCACUUGAUUUAUCAAGAAAUGAACUCUCUGGUCCUAUUCCACUAAGCUUGUCAUCUUUGAAUUUUUUGAGCCACUUGAACUUAUCAUUCAACAAUUUAUAUGGAAGGAUACCAAUAGGACGUCAACUUCAAACCCUCAAUGAUCCAUCCAUUUACAUGGGCAAUGCGGGACUUUGUGGUGCCCCACUUCCAAAGGAUUGUCCGGGUGAUGUACCAUCUUUUGCUAAUCAAUCUACAAAAACCAGUAGUGAUGAUGACCAUGAGUUUUUCAUGUGGUUCUAUGCUGGUUUGGGGCUUGGUUUCUUUGUUGGAUUCAUUGGAGUAUUAAGCAUUCUACUGUUCGCAAGAUCUUGGAGCUAUGUGUACUUCAAAUUUUUAAAGAUGGCUUACAACAAAAUACUCUAUUAUUUUUAUUAA